Messenger RNA from Acanthopagrus latus (yellowfin seabream), 1388 nucleotides. RefSeq names its product ankyrin repeat domain 16 (gene ankrd16). Lineage: Eukaryota; Metazoa; Chordata; Actinopteri; Spariformes; Sparidae. The transcript has 7 exons. Bases 139 to 1242 code for a protein of 367 amino acids. The record is from RefSeq and is a predicted model, not a curated record. Gene Ontology annotation, molecular function: protein binding.
GCUCCUCCACGAAAACAAACCUGGUCAACUUUUCUCUCCAUCAUGUCCUGAAGCGUCUUAGCUAAACUACUUUCUCACUCUCUGGCCAUAUAAGUGACUGUGCUCGUGUGACGUUAGCUGCCUUUACCUCCACCAAGCAUGGACGAAAACAGUUUCAAACUGCUGGUGAAGCUCGCUCAGGAGGGACAGCUGAGCUCUCUCCAGGAACAGAUAAGGUUAGGGGGCUCGGCGGCGGUUCAGACCGUCUGUAGCAAGCACUUCGGCCGGUCAGGAGACACCCUGCUGCACUACGCAGCCAGACACGGACACCUGGAUGUUGUGGAGUAUCUCGUACAGCGGGUCGGCGUGGACGUGGAGGUGUACAACAACGACUACAAGAGGCCGCUGCACGAAGCUGCGUCUAUGAGCCACCAGGAUUGUGUUAGCUACCUGCUCCGGGAAGGAGCGAAGGUGGACAGUCUGAAAAAGGCUGACUGGACUCCUCUGAUGAUGGCCUGCACUCGGAGAAACCUUGCCGUGAUCCAGGAGCUGCUGUGCCACGGCGCAGACCCGGCACUGAGAAACAAAGACGGCUGGAACUCCUUUCACAUCGCCUGCAGGGAGGGCGAUCCUCUGGUCAUACAGCACCUGCUUCUCACGGUGCCGGAUGUCUGGAGGACGGAGAGCAAAACGCGCAGGACUCCGCUGCACACUGCAGCGAUGCAUGGCUGUGAAGAGGUUGUUAGGAUCUUGCUGGAGAGAUGUGGCUACACCCCAGACAGCGCUGACAGCUGUGGAGUGACUCCUUUCAUGGAUGCCGUCAGGAACGGACACAUUUCUGUAGCCAGGCUGCUUCUAGAGAAGCACCAGGCAUCUCCAACAGCAGCUGACAUACUCGGCACUCAGCCUUUACACCAGGCUGCUGUCACCGGCCAGGAGGAGGCACUGUGCUUCUUAGUGCGGGACCUUAAUGUAGAUGUGAACCAGAGAGUGACAGGCAUCCAGAUAACUGCCCUGCAUUACGCUGCAAAGGAGGGCCACACGUCCACUAUAAAAACCCUGCUGGAGCUGGGGGCAGAUCUCCAUGUUCGGGACAAUAAGGGAAGAAGUGCUCUUCAUAUGGCCUGCAUGGGACAGCACGCGAACGUGGCCAGGACGCUCCUGCAGCUCGGACUCAAAGACUCAGAGGACGCGUCUGGCAUGACGGCACGGCAGCUGGCCAGGAGACCAGACGUGGUGCGAGUGUUUGACUGUGACGCAUGAUGAAGGACACUGUAGUGAUGCAGAGCAAAGAGAUAUAGUUGAUUCUGUAUAAUAUAAUAGUCAAUAAAAUAAAUUGAAACUAUUUAUGUGAUGGAAGUAAAUCCGUUUUGGUUGUGUGAGCUACAAUAAAUCCUUUCCUGUAUUGA